Cyprinus carpio (common carp) is the source of this 2934-nucleotide messenger RNA. It is a transcript of the gene dolpp1, whose product is annotated as dolichyldiphosphatase 1. Gene Ontology annotation, biological process: lipid biosynthetic process; protein N-linked glycosylation. The record is from RefSeq and is a predicted model, not a curated record. Bases 80 to 784 code for a protein of 234 amino acids. Lineage: Eukaryota; Metazoa; Chordata; Actinopteri; Cypriniformes; Cyprinidae. Gene Ontology annotation, cellular component: endoplasmic reticulum membrane; intracellular membrane-bounded organelle. The transcript is spliced from 8 exons. Gene Ontology annotation, molecular function: dolichyldiphosphatase activity.
CGUUUCAAUCUGAUUGGUCGAAAUCGUCGGGGCGUUUCAUUCUGAUUGGACGACGACCGAUGCCCGGUGUCCGGGUAAGAUGGCGUCGGAAGAGCAGUGCUCGGCACCACCUCGAUGGCGGUCGAUAUCCUUAACCCACGUAGAGUACCCGGCGGGUGAUCUGACGGGGCAGGUAUUGGCCUGCAUGAGCCUGUUGCCCAUCGCGAUCCUCGUCGGAUUCGUCACUCUGAUCGUCUUUAAGCGAGAGCUACAUACGGUGAGUUUUUUUUGGGGGUUGGUCAUAAACUGGCUGCUCAAACACAUUCUACAGGAGCCUCGGCCGUGUGGAGGAGGUCACAGCUCAGUCACGACAGAGUACGGGAUGCCUUCCAGUCACUCUCAGUUCAUCUGGUUUUUUGUUGUAUACUUUUUUCUUUUUCUUUAUUUAAGAAUGCAUCAGACAAACAAUGCCAGGUGUGUUGAACUGUUAUGGCGGCAUAUACUGUCCAUCAUUCUUCUGGCAGUGGCUCUGUCCAUUUCAUACAGCAGAGUCUACCUCUUGUACCACACCUGGAGUCAGGUGAUUUAUGGGGGCGUGGCCGGGAUGGUGAUGGGAGUGGUUUGGUUUUUUAUCACCCAAGAGUUGCUAACGCCACUCUUUCCCAAGAUAGCAGCCUGGCCAAUCUCAGAGUUUUUUCUGGUGAGAGAUACAAGUCUCAUUCCCAACAUCCUGUGGUUUGAAUACACAGUAACCAGAUCAGAAGCCAGAAACAGACAACGAAAGCUGGGAACGAAGCUUCAGUGAUUCUCUGUGAAACCCAGUGUUAACUGACAGAAAGGACCACACACACACACACACACACACACACACACACACACACAAACACACAAACAAACACACUGGAGUUUCAUAGUCGGGACUGUUCUGGUUGAUGUGAACGCGCAGAACAGUGUACUUGUGGACCAAAGGAGCGAGUUCGUACCGCAGACGUGACCGUUAUCACAUGACCCAACCGUUCGCACGACAACAUGGCCUUCUCCUCCCCCUCCCCCGUCCUUAGGCUGCCCCUGCGCUCCUAAUGCAUGCGGACCGUGCAAGAGACAAAAACUAUUUAAUGACAAAUGUAAUAUAUAUUUUAUUCAUUAGCAUUGACAGUGAAGAUCUUAACAGCAGCGUGAAGGGGGGAAGAGGUAGAAGUGAAAGAAAGAAAGUUUUACGAUGCGACAAACUAAUCAGCAUGGCAUUACUUUUAUUUAAACGACGCGUUAAGGACCAGGGACAGGAAUGCUGGGUAAUAAAAGCAGGAGAGGAGGAGGAGGGGAGGAAUGCAGAUGAGGGUGGGGGGACGAAAAUUGCUUUUGCUAGUUUGUAUAUCUUAAGACAUAAAUACUCAUCGCAAAAUAUGUCACAUUUUACCCCAAAAUAAUAAAAAAUAACUGUAAGCCUAUUUUUAGGGCAUUUAUGUUUGGAUUUGUGACUUUCACUUUAUUAUCAAAUUCUCAUUAGCGUCAUGUGUCCAGACAUUUUGCCUUUUUUUUUUUUUUUUUUUUUUUUGUUACCAUGUAAAAACUCUUAAUGGAUUAAUAUUCUUUUGGCAAAAUAAAUUUAUUUUUCAAUUUUGAGCUGAAACACAUGGAAGCCGAUUCUGCGAUGGAUUUUUAAAAAAUUUUUAAUGCUAAUUUUUAUCUAUAAGUUUACAUCUCACAGUUCAGACUUUUUUGUACAAAUUAUUAAAUUCUGAGUUUAUACAUUGCAAUUCUGCCUUUUUUAUUUAUUUAUUUUUGUUUAUAUAUUGAAAUUUUGACACUUGAAAUCUUAGAGUCCUGACUUUUUCUUUUUUUUUUUCGAAGAAUUGCUCACAAUUCAACGAGUUUACAUUAAAAACAGUUCUCCCUCUUUUCUUGCAUCCGUUUUUUUUUUUUUUUUUUUUUUUGCAAGGAAAUUGAAACAGGAAAAAAGGAAUUGCAAGGAAAAAGUUGAAAAUACCGUUUUAUUUGUUUUGUUCUGUGGCGGAAAUGGGCUUCCAUAGAAACUUGACCCUGGCAGGUUCUUGGCAGGUUAUUCACCGUAGAUUUCUGUUAAAAAGUGUAAUGGAAACUAAAAUAAUUUGCACUUUGUGAAUUUGACUUCUAAACAAAUCAUAUUAACACUAUUUUUUUUUUAAAUAAUGAAUUGUUCUGCUCUUUGCUGGCUCUUUCUGUUUUAAAGUGUCUUGUUUAGGUCUUGAGCAUAAAGGCAUUGCAGAACAUGGUGUUGUUACAACUAGUUCCAGAUUUGUGGUAUUGGGAACAAAAUUAGGUCAUGGGAACAAAUGUAGUGCCUGUUUUUAGUCCGAAUGAUGUUGUACAUUUGUUUCAACCCCAUUUGCAUUAUGUUGUGUUAGACUUGUGAUCUGAUAACACAUUUUUUCAGAUUUAUUGGGCCUUAAGUCAGCUGAUAGCUCCACUGCACAGUGUUUGUUUCCAUGUGCAGAUGACAUGCAGAAAUAAUAAUUAAAACAUCAUUACUUUUUUAUUAAUACCAGUCAACAUCUCAAAAAAUGCAGUUCUGACGGGACAGGACAAAUGAUGCUCAGCUUUUAUAUUAACAUUUAUUGGAAUAUUUUAUUUUUUUUGACCCAUUUGAUGUGGGCAGGAUGUCAGUUAUCACACCUGACCUCACUGCUCUGAUUUUCCCAUAAUACCACUUUUGACUAUAUACAGACGCCUUUGCUACUGCUACAACAUGAUUACAUGACAAAUGGAAAUACUAAAAGGACAAAAAAUAACCAGAACCCAAACCUCAGGUGAACUCUAGCAUGUACCGAGGCCUGUUCUUUUAGGUUGAUGUAGAAACUGUCUGUGACGGGUGUUUAUAUAAAGGGAAGGGAGGUUCUUACAUAACUCGAAGAUGAUCCUCUCUUUUAUCAUGUGUAAUUCAUAUCAGGCUGAAUAAAAAAACAAAAUGUUUAUGUA